UGGAUGAAUUCGGGGCGUCCCCCGGUGCGGUUGUCGAGGGAAGAAUAGAUUGCGGUGGACGGUGGAGUAAAUGAGAGAUGCUCACAACCCAAUGAGACUUGAAGAGGAGGAGUCAGUACGUGUGUGCCCCGGUUGAGAUGAAGAGAGACAGAGGGAGGGCUACGCAGUGUAAGGACAACGACAACAACGGUGUAGGGGAAGUCGUAGAUGAGGAUUCGUACCUUUUGGUGUCAAUGGGUGAGAUGGGCGGUAAAAGGUUUGGUGGGAGGUGGUUAUUUUCCCAACCCAACGAAAGGGGGGGGGGGGAGCCGUCGAUAAGGCGUACAGGUGGCGGAGAGGGGGCGGCUCCAAGGCAAGGCCCUAAGGGGGCUGAUUGAUGUUCCGGGUGCCAACGGUGGGAGGAAAAGGAG
Colletotrichum navitas is the source of this 410-nucleotide messenger RNA. RefSeq lists its product as uncharacterized. NCBI's taxonomy places the organism in Eukaryota, Fungi, Ascomycota, Sordariomycetes, Glomerellales, Glomerellaceae. The record is from RefSeq and is a predicted model, not a curated record. The coding region runs from base 138 to 377 and encodes 79 amino acids. The transcript has a single exon.